UUAUGUCUUGCUCGGCACGCACUCUUUCCGUACACAAGGAUCACUUGAAUCUGUUGGCCACUUGAAAUUCGUCAACUGGAAGAUCGCCUCCGUUGCUACACAGGUCUUCGAGUUCCUGUGCGACUCCUGAUUUAUGUUAGAAGAUCCAGCACCACCCAAUCAACGUUCUCCCAUGGGUGUCACCACCUCUCCCUCGUCAAAGGAAGACAAUCUCGCGUAUAUAUCCCUCAACCCCAAUGCACAGCCGACUGUGGUACUUAUUCAUGGAGCUUUCGCUGCUGGAAGCGACUGGGAUUUGGUAACGCCAUUCUUGACCGACUAUCACUUGCUGAUUCCUGAUAUGCCCGGGCAUGGAAACUCGCGCGCCGUAACGCCUUUUUCGGUCGACAAUGCUUCACGUCUCUUACGGAAGCUGAUCGUGGAACAUGCCCAUGAUGCUCACGCUUAUAUUGUAGGCCAUAGCCUGGGUGCUCACAUAGCGGUCCAUCUAGCAUCGCACUACCCACAGGUUGUCUCUCGAGUCUUGCUUUCGGGCUUCGAGGUCUUUCCUACCACACGACUAUCACCCUACGUUCCCCAUUUGACCUGGGCGAUGAGACGCAUCGAAAACAGCGUACCUCGACCACUGGUUCGCUGGUUGAUGGACGGCACCGACAUCAGACGUUCCGAUAAUACAUUCUGUACUCUCGACCUCUGCCGCCAAAUUUGUCAGCCUAUGCUUGCCUCGGAUGGCUGGCCAGACCCAUGGCCUCAACCCACUCUUGUCAUUGCCGCCGGGAAAGCUGGUCUUCUUCCGACAAGUGAUCACCCACACGAUGCUCGGAAGCUGGCCGGCAUCGGCAAUCGAGGAAACAAUAACACGCGUGCCGUGAUGCAUCCUCAGAUGAGACAUCCUUGGAACCGUCAAGCACCAAAACUCUUUGCAGACACUGUGCAGAAAUGGUUUAGAGACGAGCCAUUACCUGCUGGCUUUAUAGAUCUUUGACCAGUUCUUCAACUCAAAAACCGAGCUUCUAUUGGCAACGAUUACUAUGUAAUGGUAUAGGUCUGCUAACUGAAGGGGUGAUUUGAUUAUUGUAUCUUCGCGGAAAUACAUCUCUUACCCAUCGUCCCAACAGCUAGCUCUUGUCAUCAACCUGGUACUGGCCCUCCUUUGUGUCAAGUAGCAACGGUGUUACUGCAUACUCCCCCACGGCACGCACAUCGAGCCUAACAGCGGCGUUGAAGUAGAGGAGAACCAUGCAUGCUCAUCCACCUCGCUAGCACGCCCAACCUCGUUCGGGUCAGGAGUCUCGUCACGUCCAACGGCAAUCCAAGUACGAGCGCGCCUGUGUUCGGUCGGUUGAAGCACUACAAAUACAUCUCCAGGUGCCGAGACCGUGAUAUUGGCGCCAAGUAUUGCAUAACCAGAUAUCAGGUCGGAUUCGCUGAACCCUCGAAAGAGGCUGCUGGCCUCUGCUGGGUAUUCAACAGCAUUGAAACCGCGAGGUACCCUCGGCUGAAGGCCCGUCGCAUUUGGUAAAAGUCCUUGCUUGCAUAUGUCGCCAUCUGUUUGAUAGGUCUCUGGAACGACAACGGAUUUGCCGAUGAACCAUAGCGACGGGCGAUAGUCGUACAGUGUUGUUAUAUUGGGAAUGCCGAUGCUGACAGCUACUGGCGUGCUAAUAUUGGUGAUGGUGAUCUUCGUAUAGACUGGCAAAGAUGGACAGUCUUGGGUAGUCAUCAAGAUUCUUGCGAUACUGGUAUCUGGCCAUUCCCACGCAUUAGCAAUGGAUACAUGCGUGCCAUCGUCGAGGUGCGGCCGGUGGGCUUCCGUUCCAGAGAUCGAAAGCAGUAGCAGGAGUAAUGUGCCUAGCUGGGCGACAAGAUUGGACAUCAUGAUGGUUUAAGGUCGGGCAGCUAUGACCGAACAGCCCGGAUGCAGAUGAAAUGGGGCACACGGAAAGGAAAGCAAAUGAAGCUCUUUGAGAUUAGGCUGCCUCACAAAACCAACUUUUCGGAAGCAUCAGAGUGAGAUAGCUGAGCUUGUGAGGCUUUUUAUACUCGAGGAUCGAAAAACACGUCACACUUGCCUUCUAAAGCUCCUUUGUCAAGUGUCGUCUGCUCGGCUCAAAACGCAUUAGUCCAAUGGCUAAAGAAAAUGUCGC
This is a messenger RNA of Exophiala oligosperma, 2147 nucleotides long. RefSeq lists its product as uncharacterized. The record is from RefSeq and is a predicted model, not a curated record. Bases 134 to 985 code for a protein of 283 amino acids. NCBI's taxonomy places the organism in Eukaryota, Fungi, Ascomycota, Eurotiomycetes, Chaetothyriales, Herpotrichiellaceae. The transcript has a single exon.